Prorocentrum cordatum is the source of this 3485-nucleotide messenger RNA. The record is from the annotation of a GenBank genome assembly. Lineage: Eukaryota; Dinophyceae; Prorocentrales; Prorocentraceae.
AUGUGGUAUCGCAGCCCCGACAUUUUGCUGGGCGGCGAGACGCUGGGCGUGCCUCUGGACAUGUGGUCCGCAGGCUGCGUGUUCGCGGAGAUGCUCUUGCACGCGCCGCUCUUCCCGGGCAGCAGCGAGGUCGAGAUGCUGUUCCUGCAGUUCAGGCUGCUCGACACGCCCACGAGCGAGUCGUGGCCUGGGUGCUCCGACCUCCCGUACUGGUCCAAGAACUUCCCCGCCUUCCGCGCGCGCCCCACGAAGCUCAUGGGCAGCUCCUGGUGGCCGCCAGUGCUCAUCGGCAUCCUGAGCGUGACCUCGCUCCUUGGCUGGUGCCCGAGGCUGCUGUGGGGGGCGCCGACCACGAGGGUGCAGGCGAUCGACGGGCAGACGCUGCGCGGGCAGCCGCGUGCGGGGCAACGCUUUUGGGUGCUGUUCGACCGCACGGAGGGCCUGUGGCACGAGCGCCUGUGCCUGUGCGAGUACGGGACGGGCGUGAUCGUCGCCACCCCCGACGGGGACAUCUACGCUGAGGAGUUCACGGACUACGAGGACCUGGCCGUCUCGGGGCCCCAGGGCGGCGUGCCACGCCGCCUUCGCCCGAGGCGGCGCUACCACUUCGACCCAGGGGACCUGGAGGAGUAUAGCCAGCUGCGCGUGGACGCCGCUCGCCAGCUGGCCAGGCUGCUUGAGAGCGGCGAGUACACAGCGGCGCCGAUCCCGCUCCCUGACGCGGAGGACGGCGCGGCUCUGGCGACAGGCGGGGGCCCGGCUCCGCUGGACGUGGGGGGCGGCACUCCUACGCCACGCAGCCCUAUGCCGAAGGAGCUCGACGAUGCGCCACGCGGGACGACCUGGUACUUGCUCACCGACGGGUUCGGCCAGCGGAGGCACGAGCAGGUGACGGUCGGCCUGAACGAUCGGUGCGUCACCGACGGGCGCUCGGGGCUCCUCAUCCGCCAUGGGGAGACCGUGCCGGUGUCGGCGCAGCUGCCGCCGCGUGCCGGUGACGAUGACGUGAGGACGCUGCCAGUGCAGUACAACCCUCGCGGUGAGAGGACACGCUCGUUCCAGAGCGCGCGGGGUGCCUUCGCGGAGGAGACCUUCGAUGACUUUCCUGUCCGCGGCCCGCGGACGACAGGCUGGCUGAUGGGGGCGUUCCACAAGGGGGGCCAGAGCCCUGUGGCGCGCCACCGCUGGUGGCGGCAGAUGCUGGGGGCGACGACGGCGGACCCUGGGAUUGAUGACCACCUCUUCCUCUCGGAGCUUUUCGAGCUCGGCGGACAGUGCGACCAGCUGAAUCUGCCGAACAGCGCCGCCUUCGAGGCGAUCUCCCGUCGCUAUCAGCUGUGGGAGGAGCGCUACGCUGAGAAACUGAAGCAGGUGACUGAGGGACCCGGAGCCGCCGCCGGAGUGGCCGCUGAGAGGCACCUCUUCCUCGGGGUCACGUCGGGCAGCGCAGCUCUGGUCUCGCUCAGCCUGGCCGAGUACGCGGCAGAGAAGAUGGAGCAGGAGAGCAAGAUCUUGAAGGAGCGCCGCAAGGGUCGCGAGGAGCGCAACCUGGCCGCGCUGGCGUCUUCGGGCUCCGGCAGCGGCGGCGGCGGCGGCGGCGGCGCGGGAGGUGCUGCCGCCAUCGAGGGUCAGGACAAAAAGAAGAGGCCGCCCAAGAAGCAGAAGGCCGAGGAGGGCUGCGCUCAGCUCCUUGGAAAUCCCAUCUGGGACUGGUCUGCGAUGUGCUCAGGGAGAUACGUCCUGGGCCCGCCCGAUUUCUCGGGGUUGGUCAGGUUCAGGCUCCGUGUUGUACUUAUGGGUUGGUCGUGGGCAGUGUACUUCGUCCAGUCUGCGAUGAAGAACCUGCUGGUGACCUCUGUGGGCGCGUCGCUACGCGGGUUCGGGGUCACGGCGUGCCAGUUCGAGUCUAGCGGCGUUGGCAAGGUUGGCCGUGUCAGUGAACGUUGUCGAUUCCGUGGGGAGCUUCGCAAAUGUGCUAGGCCGCGCGACGUUUUGGAAGACAUUGAGGUGCCCUUCUCGUUCCUCGCCCGUGGGUCUGAUCACGACUUCUUGGAGACUGGAGCCCAGACGGAGUUCCCCGAAGUUCCCGAGUGGUUUGCCAAGGACUCCCCUUGGUGCGUCAUUGCGGCAAGGAGGUGGAGGAGGACGGAGAAGAUCCUGAACCUGGAGGCGGAGGCGGCCCUGUGGGCUGCUCGGCGUAUCAGUCGUGACAAGCGUCUAGGGGACCAUCGGCACCUCAUCCUCAGCGACUCGAUGGCCUGGGUGUGUGCAGCCACCAAAGGGAGAGGGAGCCCCUGGUUUGUUCUUCGUCGGUGUCGAGAGCUGUAUGCGCUCGCUAUUGCCUCUGGGUGCCGCUUCGUGUAUCGCUGGAUUCCUUCCGAGUGGAAUAGCGCAGAUGCCCCGAGCCGAAGGUGCGACCCUGCCAGCGAGCACCACGCUAAGUACUUCUAUGUCAGUAAUCCGGGUGGCUCGGAUUGUCUUGCGAGCCGCAGCGGGCCCACCCCUCUAUCUGGGACCGUGGAGGCGGUCAUCGGCGAUGGAGUUCCGCACCCUCCGGGCCUCCGACGCCUCGCGGCCGCGGUCCCGUUCGCCUACGGCCUGCCGGGGCUCUGGGAGGCUGCGCACGGCGGUCAGGCUGGACACGACGCAGCUGCCGACGUCGUCGGCCGCGACACCUGCUCGAGUGUCAGCCCGCCUCGCGGCCGCUCCCACCGCCAGGCCGCCCGUGGCUCGCCGCCGCCUGGGGCCGGGGCCGGCAGGGAGCGCCGCGGCGCGCCCGGCGCGCCGGGCGGGCUACGCUCGGAGACAGCAGGUGCGGCAGGCGAUGCGCCAGUCGCCCUCGACCCCGAUCGGGAGCGCAGGGCGCGCGGCAGCCCGGCUGGCGGAGCUCGGCUUCCGAGUUUCUGCGCUGGGGGCGGCGUCGGUGACCCCGGCGACACAGGACAUUACCUGACGCACCUGGAGAUGCUGCUGAGGUGGCUAAUGCUGAGGAGGGCGCCCACGCUCGACAAGGACGAGUGGGAUGUGCUCCUGACGAGCUACAUCGAGCACCUGUGCGACUCGGGAGCGACCGAGAACGCCGGCGGGCCCCCCCUUGGCCUCGGCAGCGCUGGCAGGGUGGCGGCGGGCCGAGCCGGGCCAGACGAGGCCGCCGAGCCGCGCGAGCUGGCCAUCGCGAUCGCCCUCGACCUGUGCGAUUGCGGCUUGCCGAGCCUGGGGUUCUUCGUCAUGCUGGUCUUCGAGACGUACAUGCGCCCCAGCGAGGCCCUGGCUCUCCAGCGCUUCCAGCUCGUCCCACCGGCGGGAGACGGGCUGCCGGGGACAAAAGGGCGCUGGGCCGUGCUGACCCGGGCCCUCGAGCUCGGCAGGCCUGGCAAGACAGGCGACUUCGAUCUGCCGCGACACCAGCUGCUGGUGCCAGGGCUGGAGGAGAUCUUCGGCCGGCGCGGCCAGCGCGACCCGGUGUUUCUCUUCGACUACGUGAC